AUGUUGUCCUCUCGCUUGCAGAAGCACCCGAGAUUUGCUUCGAAGAGCCACCACGAGAUCGGAGCUACCACCAAAACAUCAUCGCAAGUCAACCUCUUACACGUCCAUACCACUUCAUUGCAGCAGCAAACAGAACCCAUCCAAACAGAUAAUGCUCUAUCGGUCAUCGAAAUGAAGAAGCUUUUGAACGUGUUCGUCCCCAAGGCGGCUAGUUAUGCUAGCACGCCACCACCUGGUCGUGACUUUUCAGGUUCAAGAUACGGCCCAGGCAGCACCCCAACCAAUAGAGCCCAGAGCCUCCGAAGCGAUGAGGUUCCUUUGCUUGCUGAUCGCCAAGGAGACAACGAUAGCAUCAGCUCAUUGAACAUUGGUGAUCCGCAAUUUGGCGUCAGAGGUGGAGCCAGCCUUGACGGACCCGUCCUCAGAGAGAACGUCGCUGAAAGUGGAGGCAUUGAUGGUACCAUGGAUUCGUCGGAAGCAAGUAAGUCAUUCAAAGAGCUUCGGCUUGAAAGCUGUGAUGCUAAAUAUAGAAAAGGCAAGUCACCAAAAACAGCGGAGAUUAAGGAACGUGUUGAUAUCUUGCGAGCUGCUAUCCAGGAAAAGGGUGUCGACGAGAAGAUAAGAAAAUCCAUCGACGCAGAAUUGCACGCUUUUAUGAUGGUUAUCAACGAACUCAACUGGGAGGAAGUUGUUAUCACGCACAGAGAUAAAUUCCUCGAAGACUUGUUGAAGACGUACUCUGAAGAUUUCUUGGGCAGCUUCAGAAAAUGCGAAUUCGCAAUUGUUUUUGACAGCAAAGUAGCACUUUGCAAGAAGUGGUACGAUGAGAUGGUCGCUCGCGUAAUCAAGUUGCAGAGCUCAUUCCAAGAAGUUGAGGCAGCGAAGAAGGUUGAAGACAGAGUCGAGCAUUACCGCGCCGCUCAAAUGUACAAAGUUGGAGGAGCAUUACAUUGUAUCCAGCUAAUUCCAAAAUCAAAUGAUGGAACCUGGUUGACUGCAUUGCCCCACCCAUGCCAAAUAACCUAUGCGACGGGUGAUUGGCAGAAGGCUGCAGGAUAUGGUGCCCAGGGAUUUGUUCCAGGAGAGUAUGAGAAUCUCACCCAAGACCUUUUUGCAAUGCUGACACAGACUUAGCUGGUGGCCCAAUCCAUCUUGCGCUGCCCGUGAUGGCAUGCUGAGAGAUCCAUACGAGGAAGCAAACUUGUCGAGCGACGGUGGAAUGUGUGUGUUGGUGAUGAAUGGGGGAAUUGUGGCAAGUGAUACAUUCGACAAAGUGACAUAUGUUCGGGAAACAAAUGAAGUUGAUACAAUCUCACGAUUGUUCAACAACCAUGGUCAUCCAAUCCGCAUCAUUCGCGGCUAUCAAUUGCAAGGUUCUCAUCUGGCUCCAAUGGGAGGUUUUCGCUAUGACGGCCUGUAAGAACCAUUCCCAGCAUUCUCGAUAGCACUUGCUUGAUCAGAUACUGACGAUAUACAGGUACAAAUUUCAUAGCCGGAAGCAGAUGCCAAAACUCAUGGGGUUCCGCGUCGAGGUUACGUUGACGAGACUGCCCGGCCAAACACCAAUCCAUGAAGUGACUCGGACUCCGAGACCCUCACAGAUGGACGAGUGGGAGAUAUAUAACAAGUUGCAUUUUACCAACGAUGGAAACACGUUGGAUAAGAUUGCCCCUCACACCCCGUUCAGCUCGCCCGCAAAGAACUAAGGCUGCUCGAAUAUGCUAUACACGACCAAAAAACCGUGGAGGAUUGCUGCGAAGAGUUCUUUUGUUCGGUGGAAACUGCCAGUAUGAUUGAUGCCUGCUCAAUCUGAGGUCUCUCUUGAAUUGUUCAGGAAUAGAGUACGCCGCAAUAUCUGAUUUGUUAUGAGCUUAUUUGGUCUCUGAGGAGUGACAGGAAUUUUAUGGAGAGGUAUAAGCAGGCAGGUUGCUAGGAUAUGGAAUGGGAGGUUUGUUGUAGUAGUAUAAGGGUGA
Molecule: messenger RNA, 1973 nt
Organism: Hymenoscyphus albidus
Lineage: Eukaryota; Fungi; Ascomycota; Leotiomycetes; Helotiales; Helotiaceae
Source: the annotation of a GenBank genome assembly